AUGCCGGUGCCGGCAGCCGAAAACCCCAUGCUGAAGGUCUUGAUGGUUCAGCUGUCAAGCCCAAGUACACCUGAGAGCUCAUGGACCACGAUCCCAGAAGCUAACUCACAAACAGACGGCGACUCCAAUGCCGCGCUCAAGCCCAAGAAAGCCGCAUCGGCGCCGGCAAAAGGCGAUGCGCCGAAGCUGUCGCCUAUCUGGGUAGUCCCCGACCCGAAACGUCUCGAUGACCCCCAGGCGCACAAUCGGGAGGGAUCGGCUUCCGCGCCUCCAAUCUCCUGUGAUCAAUUCAAAGUGUCCGGGAAACAGGACAGUGACCGAGGAGCCCGGGUGGUGGUGGAGGUGGAAGAAGAAGAGGACGCAGACCGACACAUGGCACUCCUGGAGCUUCUGGAGCGUGAUUAUCCCUCCCUCACGCGGUUCGAUGAAGGCCACGGGACCCGUUGCGGCGACGCGCUCAAUUGCAUCACCCUGCCUUGCGUCAACGUCAACCAUCAGGUUGCCGUUUGUCCGCCGCGCUAUCCUCGUCAAUCGAAGCCAUACAAGGACGUGAACCGGAGCGCACACAAAGUCUUGAUCGUCUAUAGGUCUCGCAUCGUCAGGAACUCCUUCAUUCUCAGAAGGCAGCUCUUUGUUGUUCGCAAACCUCCCAACCGACAGAGUGCGAAUCCCACGGCUCUUGACAUGGCUACUCUGGCCCACAUCGUCCGCGACUUCAUCUCCGACUUGUACUGGAUGAAUCGUUUUUCAUCGGACACUGUCCAGUGUGUCAGGGCGGCAAGCAGCGGCCGCAGUUGGUGCCUUGAUACUUCACUGCUCGUGGACCCUGGUCGCGAUUAUGGUCGGGAUAUCCGCAGGAAGAACGGAAGUCGGGCCGGAGACGCCUACAAGGCAUUCGAAGGGUCCGUCCAGGGCACCCGCUACGUGCCCAAGCUCCCACAGGCCGUGGUCCGUCAGUUCGUCCCCCCCCGGCACUCUACGUUCGAGCGCGUGGUUCCGCGGUUUCUAGAUCGCAAUGCAGGUCUCCCGGAAGUUGUUGGCAUCUCUCGCUUCGACUGGAACUGGAAGGCGCUCCGAGUGUCUGGCUAUGCGUUCCGGGACUCACCAUGGUAUCUUGGCUGGGUUACGUGGCCGACCAUAAAGGUUUAA
This is a messenger RNA of Parathielavia appendiculata, 1149 nucleotides long. RefSeq lists its product as uncharacterized. The transcript has 8 exons. The coding region runs from base 1 to 1149 and encodes 382 amino acids. The record is from RefSeq and is a predicted model, not a curated record. Lineage: Eukaryota; Fungi; Ascomycota; Sordariomycetes; Sordariales; Chaetomiaceae.